Molecule: messenger RNA, 1371 nt
Organism: Amaranthus tricolor (Joseph's coat)
Lineage: Eukaryota; Viridiplantae; Streptophyta; Magnoliopsida; Caryophyllales; Amaranthaceae
Exons: 4
Coding region: 294-839 (181 amino acids)
Source: RefSeq, a predicted model, not a curated record
AUUCAAUAAUGCCAACGAACCCAUCAACGAGAGACAUAGGGUAAAUCGCUAUUCUCUAACCCCUCUUUUAUAUUGUCUCUUACUUCUUAGAUACGAAGUAGAGUAACCAGAAUUCCAUCUUCAUCAUUCUCCAUUCCACAAUUCAUUGGAAAUUAGAUAUAUUUUACAAUUCCGUAAACCUAAACCAGGCGUUUUCCAGAGCUGGCCAAAUUUAUUUCCGAAACGCGAAAUUGGUAUUUAGGUAAUUGUUUGAAUUGGAUUGUUUUGGAUUCGAGUGUAAAAAAAGAAGAAAAAUGGAACCAUCUUCAAUCAUAACACCGGAAGAUGUGUUGGAGUCUUUGAUGAAUGAUGGUACUAUUGAUGCUCUUAGAUUGAAGAUUAUCAAUCAGCUUAAAGCUAAUGAGGAGUUGAAAAAAACAGCUAUAACAAUGGUAGAGCAGAGCAAGGUUCUCAACACACCUGGAGCAGAAAAGCAGACCAAAAGGGAGCUCUUUGAUUCUCUUCGCCAAGAGCUUGAGACACCUGUGCUUGAGAAGGCCUCUAAGUCAGUGUGGGACCUAAUUUUGGACGAUAAAGGACUUGGAAAAGAAAUCAGUGAAACUGUUGAGAGGGUCUUUUGCCGAUUAAGUGGCCGUGAACCUCCUUUGUUUGCUGCCUCAACCAGUGACGCCCAACAGCAGGAGAAGGAGAAAGAGCAGGAAGAGAAUCCAGCAUCUACUUCGAAGAAAAGAACUUUGGAUGAGAUGAAUGAAGUACGAGAAAAAUUUGAUACAGGAUCUGACGACGCCCCAACUGCAUCAUCUGAGGAGAAAAAUCCCGUCACUAACUCAAAGACUUGACUCGAGAUAAAGCUCUUGCCUCUUUAAUGUAGAGUAGUGAGUGUUCACGGCUACCAGCCUUUGACUGUCAGAAAAUGUGAUUGGCUUGUAGCAUGUUCUUGUUGUGGUGGAGUUUUGUGAAUGGAAGUUCUUGAAUCCGACCAUGAUCUACACAUUGACGACAGGAUUAUGCAUUAUUGUAUAGGCAAGUAGGCAACCGAUGUUCGACUAUCUCAUUCGACGUUCGGCCAUACCAAGGGUAUCUUGUCCUGCACGUUGUGAACACUCUAACAUUUUACGAUACUAUAUUAUUAUCGUAUUUAAUGUAAUAGACCAAUAUGUAGGUCAUUAAGUGCUUAUUUACCGAGGAUCAUGGGUUAGCCUAGUGGUUGAUGAUCAUCUCUUUCACCCUUAACUUUAGUAAGAUUUAAUUCCCUUUUCCCUUACUUUUAGGGAUUCUUUAGCUUACCCCAAAGAAAAAAAGUGGUAGAAUUGUUUAUUUUGAUUGGCUUCUUUCCGGACUUUCAUUAUCUUUCUAAUUAGAUUUAUUAUC